This is a messenger RNA of Juglans regia (Persian walnut), 2301 nucleotides long. RefSeq names its product protein NUCLEAR FUSION DEFECTIVE 4-like. The record is from RefSeq and is a predicted model, not a curated record. Gene Ontology annotation, cellular component: membrane. Bases 676 to 2085 code for a protein of 469 amino acids. The transcript is spliced from 3 exons. Lineage: Eukaryota; Viridiplantae; Streptophyta; Magnoliopsida; Fagales; Juglandaceae. Gene Ontology annotation, molecular function: transmembrane transporter activity. Gene Ontology annotation, biological process: transmembrane transport.
UGACAAGUUCCCUCCUUGGGUUGUUCUCUUGAUUGGUUCUCUGGCUUGCUUCUCUGGUUAUGGCGUUCUCUGGCUCGCUGUGAGCAGAACUGUGCAGUCCCUUCCUUACUGGUCGUGGGUAUGAAAAUUGCGAAGUUUUCUGAGGUGGUGGUGAAUGAAUCCUCUUUAAUGGGUAAGUCGGACUCAUCUGAACUUGCAUUAUCUAGGUUUUAUCCUAUCUUCAUGCUCAAUUCUCAAACUUUUUCUUUCUAAAUUCCAAGUUCUCGAACUUUUCUGUUCAUCUCAUGAUUCUUUGGUUCAUGUCAAUGUGUUUGAACUGUUAAACUCUAUAUCUGGCUUUGUAUGUUUGUGUGCAUGGAGGUAUCCAUAGUUCCAUACAACUAAGAUGCCAUUUUUCUGCUCAAUGUACAUCAUCUAUAAGUCGCCCUUUAUAUGGGUUACUUCCUUACGUUUCUUUAACUGCAAUGAGCAUCCCUGCAUUGAUAACAUUGAAUAAUCAGUCAUAAGUGUAAGUGAUAGUGUAUAUGUAGGCAGUUAGUUAUAAGCAUAGAGGCAGCUUCUUUUGUAACAUCAAUUGGUGGAUAUGUAUGAUGGGAAAUGUGGUUGCUGGGGCAUGUAUAGCUCAAAUCCGGAUAUUUUCAACCAAAAAGAUCUAAUUGUCAUCUUGAUACCUAUAUGAUAUUGCAGUUGUGUCUUGCUCUUUGUGUUGCGGCCAAUAGUAAUGCUUGGUUUAGCACAGCUGUUCUUGUAACCAAUAUGAGAAACUUCCCUCUCAGCCGAGGCACUGUUGCAGGUAUUCUCAAAGGUUAUGUGGGGCUCAGUGCUGCGGUAUUUACAGAAAUCUACAGUGUACUGCUUCAUAGUUCCUCCUCUAAUCUUCUAUUGUUCCUCGCACUUGGGAUUCCUAUGCUAUGUUUUAUUAUGAUGUAUUUUGUUAGGCCAUGUACUCCGGCUUCUGGUGAAGAUUCUGUUGAACAGGGCCAUUUUCUUUUCAUCCAAGCGGCAAGUAUUGUGCUUGGCGUAUAUCUUCUUACAACCACAAUAAUGAGUGAUGCGCUUUCUUUAAGUACUUCUAUUUCCUAUACUUUUGUUUUAAUAAUGAUUCUCCUUCUCAUGGCUCCACUUGCAAUCCCUGUGAAAAUGACGUUGUACCCCAUGAAACCAAGCAAAUUGGGGACAUUAGAACCAUCAAUUGGGUCUUCAGGCCAUCUGACACAAGAAGAAGACAAUGUAGAAAAAACUGAACCACUGCUGACACCAUCUUCAUCAACAACAAACCUUGGAAGCUUUCGUGAAAAUGAUGAUGCAUCUGAGGUGGCUAUGCUUCUGGCUGAGGGUGAGGGAGCAGUGAAGAAGAAGAGGCGGCCCAAAAGGGGGGAUGAUUUUACCUUUAGUGAAGUUGUAAUGAAGGCAGACUUCUGGCUUCUGUUCUUGGUUUAUUUUGUUGGGGUUGGUUCUGGGGUGACGGUUCUUAAUAAUCUAGCCCAGAUUGGGAUUGCACAAGGUGUGCAUGAUACAAAAAUCUUGCUGUCGCUCUUCAGUUUUUGCAAUUUUGUGGGUCGUCUGGGUGGUGGAGUUGUUUCUGAACAUUUUGUCAGGUCUAGGACAACUCCUCGGACAGUCUGGAUGACAUUGACUCAAAUAAUCAUGAUUGUUACAUACCUUCUGUUUGCUUCUGCGAUGGACGGCACACUUUAUAUUGCAACUGCAUUGAUUGGUAUUUGCUUUGGAGUGCAAUUUUCUGUCAUGAUUCCCACUGUCUCUGAGCUAUUUGGCCUGAAGAACUUCGGUUUAUUCAGCAAUUUUAUGGCUUUAGGGAAUCCAAUUGGCGCAUUCCUUUUCUCUGGUCUCCUAGCAGGGUAUAUAUAUGAUCACGAGGCAGCAAAACAGCAUGGAAUCGAUCGGAUUGGUUCGGGUCUCUCUUGCUUGGGUCCAAAUUGCUUUAGACUCACCUUUCUGGUUCUGGCUGGUGUCUGUGGUGUGGGUACCAUCUUGAGCAUUAUUCUAACUACCAGGAUAAGGCCUGUUUACCAAAUGCUAUAUUCAGGGGGAUCCUUCAGGCUGCCUCAGAGUACAAAUCAUUGAGAUUAACAAGGUGGGGCAUAUAUCUUUUCAGUAUACAUAAUACUGGAGCACGUUUUGAAUAAUACUUGGCGUCAGUAGUGCAGUGGAUGUUUGUGCACGAAUCAUCAAUCCGACUUUUUUCUAGGCCGUAACAGUCUAUUGUAUACGUAUUCUUGUUGUAAUAUGAAUCUACUUUUUCAUUCUUAUAUAUGAAUAAAAUGCUGGGGUUUCUGUGUA